This is a messenger RNA of Babesia microti strain RI, 1308 nucleotides long. RefSeq lists its product as hypothetical. The transcript has a single exon. Gene Ontology annotation, molecular function: DNA-binding transcription factor activity. Gene Ontology annotation, biological process: regulation of DNA-templated transcription. Lineage: Eukaryota; Apicomplexa; Aconoidasida; Piroplasmida; Babesiidae. The coding region runs from base 1 to 1308 and encodes 435 amino acids. The record is from RefSeq and is a predicted model, not a curated record.
AUGUAUUCUGACGAUCAAAGUCCAAUGUCUUGGCUCUCUGGCCUACUAACUGGUGGAAGACAAACUGGUGAUAGUUUUGAUGGCAACUGCUCCAGAAAUAGCAUCGAAACAGUCUAUCAUCCAGAGAGCAAUUUUUUGGGUAGGGACAAAGAUAAACCGGACAGGUUGGACAUGAUGGGGGAAGAAAUUUGUCCAGACAAGUUGUUUGAUACUAAAAGUAAAAGGCUUGACACCUUUCUGGAAGAGGACUCGAAUUUAUUCACUCCACACAGAGAAAGUGUCUACUCUGAUUACAAUUAUUAUCCCUAUCACCAUCAACAUCUACCAUCCCUAAAUAAGCUAAACCCGUUUAGCUUGUGCCAACCUGUACUAGAAAGCCAAUUUCGUUUUGUAUCAUCAUUGUUAUAUCCCAGUAAAUUGGAGAAAAGGACCGCCCCUACCCCAUCCCUCAGCUCCAUGUCACCAACCUCCACAAAUACGGGCGGCGUAUACGAUCCCCUUAUGAUGCCUUUUCUACCACAAAUCCACCAGCAUUAUUACACCAAUAGUAAUUCUCCCAUGGAUUACACCGCCACUAAUUCUAAUACCACAAGCGUGGGGAGUAAUAAUACAGAUUGUGGCUUUGGCGGACUUGAUCGCAAACUACAGAUUUCAUUGCAACCCCAUGUGAAAAGGAAAGUAGGACACUCAAAUUUGAGACCUGCAAAUGCUAUAUUAUUGGAUGAGCACUUUGACAAUAUACUUUUUUCUGAUCGGCACAAGAUGCACAAGAUGCACAGUUUACACAAUAUUGAAAUACCGGAUACUCCAGUAAAUUCAGUGGUUAGAUAUCAUAAAGAAGAAUCUAAUAAUUUGCAAAAUUCAGAAGGUUACAAUUCCCCACUUUUUAACACGCCCAGUACCAGCACUGGGAAUAGCAUGGAUUUUUUAACUUACAGGGUCACUAGAAGCGGAAAAAGGAAGGGCUACACCGAAUUUGCUUCAGAAAUGAACGAUAUAAGAACUGUUUCUACUGCUUCUGGCGAUGGAAGUGUAUCGAAUAGCAUGUGUGAUUCAAUGAGUGUCUCUGAGGCUUCAGAAGAUGCGUAUAUCAAAUCAGGACGGGGAAGACGGACGAGAAGACUGUAUGAUGACAAGGGUACAAAGAUAAGUGGCGUGUGGUACGAUGCCAGCAGGCACUUGUGGCGCGUUGUUUAUCUGAAAGGGGAUAAACGGAAGACAAAAGGAUUUAGUAUUUUGAAGCUUGGAUUUGAGCAGGCCAGAAGGCAGGCGAUUGCGUUCAGGCAACAAAUGGCGCCACAAAAAUAG